AGUGCCAGCAGCUUCUCUCGACCGUCUUUUCGUCGUCCAUCGGAAAGAAGUUUUGAAUUAAGUUUCCACUUCAAUUGGAUCAUAAUCAGGAAGAAUUUAUUCUUCAAAAUGAUGGUGUCUUCUGUGGUUAUGUUGCUUCUGGUGACAGUUUUAUAUAAUCAAGCUAAUAGUGCUGGAAUACCCACACCUCCUACCAAAAUGUCUACGUCAAGUUCACAAGUUCAAAAUGGAAACCCCAUCAAGAGGGAUGCAACUAACAAUUUGGACCACAAAAUCCAAUCUUUGAUAGAGUCAAUAGUGCGCAUGGAGAAUUCCAUACAAAAUUUACAAGAAAAAUCCCACACCUGGUCUAUUUUCCAACAUCACAUUGAAUCAUGGAAUGAUGGUUUGAGAACUGUGGAAAAUAAAUUGGAUAUACUAAAGCGUUCCCAUGACGAUCAACAGGAUGUGCUUAAUAAACUCGAUCUUUCGCUCAUCACGGCUCAAGAAAAUGCAGCACUCAUGGAUGAAAUAAGGGAUACCCUCCAGAAGGAUCAAAGUCUUCAAGUCGAGUCUUCAUCCAAAGUCAAUAUGAUAUGGCGUCAUUUGCAAACAAUGCAAAACAAUGGUGGUGGCAAACAAAAAGGUGGAAGUUCUUCCUCAUCAUCGUCUACGCCAUCGAAUAAGAAAAAGGGAAAUUUGAUGGUAUCCGAAUCAUCUUCAUCCUGCAAUGGAACUGGGAAAUUACUGCACACCAUUAUCCAUCAAAUGGCUCAACAGAAGGAUCUUAAACAAUUACAUUCUGUGGAUAAGCGUAUUGGUAAAAAUUUGGAAACUUUAACGCAAUCUCUGCCCCAUGUCUUGGAUAAACAAGACGAAAUGGUUAUGCGUCUACAACGAUCCAAUGAAUGUUGUUACUCCUUAUCCAGCGAAUUGACCACAUUCACCGAGAGUUCCGAUAUACUUUUGAAGCGUAUCGAACGACUUAUAAAUAAUGUCAGCGAAAAGUUAAAUAGAAUAGAACAACUUCAAAGUAGCAGCAGCGAAGAGUUGGAGGAGGACAAUACCAAAGAAAAUGCAGAGGAAGAAAGUCAUGUUGGCGACAUGAGUGGGAUAUUUGUUGAUGUCAGUGAAGCUAUGGAUCAUAGUAAUGAAUCGUCAAUGGAAAGCGUUGAGGUGGAAUCUAUGGAUGAACAGGAGGAGGAAACAGUUACUGCAGUCAAUUCUUUCGAUUCAAAUGAGUCACAAACUGAAUUGUACGGACAGGAUGUUGAAUUCAUAAGACCUGAACUUGGCGGCUGUCAUGAAUUGAAUAUAGACUAUGAUGAAACAGAUGAUGAUGCAUCCACACGCUUAGAUGGAAUCUAUAAAUUUGCUAGUCCCGAAAUAAACGAACUGGAAAGGGAUUUUAACGAACGACUUUGUGUAUUCCCAACGGAGAAUAGUACUGGCGGUUUGCCUUGGACUGUCAUCCAGCAGCGUGUGCCAUCAUUGCUGCAGGAAAGUUUUAAUCGUUCUUGGCUGGAAUAUCGCAAUGGUUUUGGUCAUUUGCAUAAGGAUUUCUGGUUUGGCAAUGAAUUUAUUCAUCGCCUAGUGUAUCCCGAAGACUAUGAAUUACGCAUCGAAUUGGAAGAUUUUGAAGGCAAACAAGUUUGGGCUGAAUAUGGCAUUUUUCGCAUAGAUACGGAGAAGUAUAACUAUAACCUAUUGAUUGGCGAUUAUCGAUCUACCAGCACGGUGGCUGAUGCUAUGAAAUAUCACAAUGAUCAUGAUUUUAGUACAUACGAUAAACGCAACGAUAACACUGUGGAUGCAUGUUGUUCCUGUGCAGUGGGCUAUGGUUCUGGUUGGUGGUUUGAUAAUUGUUCCGAGGCAAAUCUAAAUGGUAUCUAUCAUUUCACACCCAUGGGUCAUAAUUACAAUGGCGUUAUGUGGGAGUUAUGGCAUGGCGAUUAUUCGUUGAAAAAAACACGCAUGAUGGUGCGUCCCAGGAGUAAUAACAACGAAAGCAUUGAUUCACCUCAAAAUCAUGAGAGCAAAGGCAAUGAGGAUCCUUAAAUACUUUAAGUUAUAACAUUUUAAUUUUUAAUCAUUUUUAUCAUUUUAAUUUUUUCAAAACAAUAUUAUUAUUAACCAGUUAGAUUGAAAUGCAAAAGGGCAUAAAAGAAAAAACUUACCUCGUAAAAUGCUAAGUGGUAAAAUAUACUCGAACUAAGUGGUAAAAUAUACU
Molecule: messenger RNA, 2209 nt
Organism: Stomoxys calcitrans (stable fly)
Lineage: Eukaryota; Metazoa; Arthropoda; Insecta; Diptera; Muscidae
Product: fibroleukin
Exons: 4
Coding region: 109-2037 (642 amino acids)
Source: RefSeq, a predicted model, not a curated record